Molecule: messenger RNA, 2289 nt
Organism: Punica granatum (pomegranate)
Lineage: Eukaryota; Viridiplantae; Streptophyta; Magnoliopsida; Myrtales; Lythraceae
Source: RefSeq, a predicted model, not a curated record
GUGGUAAAAAAGAAAAGAAAAGAAAAGAAAUAUUUGAUAACACAGCCCAAAAAUACAUCCGAUGCGAUGCCACCACCCUCAUCGGCCAUUGGAGCACACCCUGACUGCAACCCCUAAUAAACCCUUACCCACUUCUCUUCCUCGAUCAUACGCUGGCUCCACCGCCGCCGGCUGCUCCGCUGUUCCGGGUGCCUGGAACCGCAGCCCCGGCCGCGUCUUCUUCCUCGCCGGCAACCGGCGGAGAUGAGCCUUGGCGGCCAUGGUGAUGAUGAUGACCAAGACCAAGAAGACACCCCCGCCUCCGCCCACCUCCCCUCGGGACCUCCCGGAAGACUGCCGUUCCGCCGGGCUCCGGCGUCGCAGGUGGCGCAGCAGCACUGCGGCCACAGCUGCUGUCGCGGUGGCGGCGUUGCUGAUCUCCACCGCCGCCUGGCUCUCUCUAGUCUUCUCCGGCACCAGAGACGCCCGAUGGCACCGGCUUACGCACCGCCACCAGCAUUUCCCCCUUAGUUCAUCUUCGGAGGCUCCCUCUUUUCCUUCUCCUCCUUCUCGUCCUCGGCUGGUGUCUACGAUCACCGGCCGCAACCGCAGCCUCUCUGAACUGGGCCCGGGGCGGAAGGACCUAACCCUAGGCCACAUUGUCUUCGGCAUUGCGGGUUCCUCGCGCCUGUGGAACCGCCGCAAGGAGUUCAUCAGGCUCUGGUGGCGGCCUACAAUGCGCGGCCACGUGUGGCUGGAUGACCGACCCCCUGAGGCCGCCGGGGGCGGCGGUUCUGAUUCUCUCCCGCCUAUUAUGAUCUCAGAGGAUACCUCUCGCUUCCGCUACACCAACCCUACCGGCCACCCCUCGGGCCUCCGAAUCUCCCGCAUUGUCGCAGAAUGCUUCCGCCUUGGCUUGCCCAACGUGCGGUGGUUCGUGCUGGGAGACGAUGACACUAUCUUCAAUGUAGAUAACCUUGUUGCUGUGCUUAGUAAAUAUGACUCUUCUGAGAUGGUUUACAUUGGAUCUCCGUCCGAGAGCCACUCUGCUAGUACUUACUUCAGCCACUCCAUGGCCUUUGGUGGUGGUGGGAUUGCCAUCAGCUACCCUUUGGCUCGGGCCCUGUCGAAAAUUCAGGACGAUUGCCUUGAGAGGUACCCAAAGUUUUACGGUAGCGACGACAGACUCCAUGCUUGCAUUGCAGAGCUGGGGGUUCCUCUGACUAGAGAGCUCGGGUUUCACCAGUGGGAUAUUAAAGGCAGUGCUCAUGGUCUCUUAUCUUCCCAUCCUGUCGUGCCCUUUAUCUCAAUUCACCAUUUGGAAGCUGUUGAUCCUUUUUAUCCUGGCUUGAGCUCCUUGGAGGGAUUGAAGCUAUUCACUAAGGCCAUGAGAACUGACCCGGGAAGCUUUCUGCAGCGAUCAAUCUGUUACGACCGCUCUCAGCAUAUUACAUUCUCAGUGUCUCUAGGAUAUGUCAUUCAGGUCUGGCCAAAGAUUGUCUACCCCCGCGAUUUGGAGCGUUCUGAACUGACUUACUCUGCUUGGAAUGGAAUACAUCACAGGAAUGAAUUUGACCUCGAUACAAAGGACCCUGUCAGAUCAAUCUGUAAAAAGCCAGUGCUUUUUUUCUUGAAAGAUGUGAGAAGAGAAGGCGGGGCCACAUUGGGUUCUUAUGCACGGGCUAGAGGAAGCAAUGACAUGAGAAGAAGAGUUUUCUGCUUCCCACGUUCGCCUCCCUUGCACCGUGUGCAGACCAUUGAGGUGAUAGGGUACCCGGUUAGCAAGAGUUGGCAUUUGGUGCCUCGUCGGCUCUGUUGCAAGCUAAACAAUGCUAGCGGUGAUGUCCUCAAGAUGACUGUGAGGCAGUGUGAGAAGGGAUCAUUCGGUUCUCUGAUGGCUCAUUUGUGACUAAGGUAUUCAAUUUAUGGUGGAUGAGCAGUUGGAGGUUUUUUUGGAGCGUUUACAAAUCCGUGUAGAGGAAGCCCUCAGGGAUUGGAAGGUUGAGGGACGUUGGACUUCUUUUUUCCACAGCUGAGUAAACGAAACUUCGUUGAUGCAUUGAGCCCGGAGAGGGGGGGGAAACAAAACAUUCUUUGCCUUCAUUUUGUGUUAGAAGGUCAUCAAUUUUAGUUCUAAGAUUUAACAUUUGGACUUGCUGAAUUAACUGUGGUAUAGUCAGGGUGAUGUCUCUUCUGCCCUAUGUGCACACAAGCAGAUAUGGUAUGAAGAAAAGAUUCCGACAUGCUCUUUCAAGAAUCUUAUUGGACUCGCAAAUGUUGGCUAUCUCAACGGAAAUCAUAUUGGUUUUC